UAUAGUCAGAGUACCCCCGGGUCCCCGACUUGGGGGGAUCCACAGAAAAAUCAGUGAAACCAAGUGACUGUGAGUCUGUGACUCAUUUUGCAGACGGUGAAAUAAGAGGUGUAUAUAUUUGUGUGCAUGGUGUUGGGGGCCAUGGAUUCUCUCUCUUCCGGCUUUCAAUCUUUCUUGCUUUAGUACGUGUUUGCGUUCUGCUUUGGUCUGACGUGAAAGAAGGAGUAGAAGAAAACAGAACCUAACAAAUAUUGUCUUCAAUUUCACGGUAGCGAUGCCGACCAGAUUUGUAAUGCGGGUUGUGCAGGGCUUGCACACGGUGGAGUUUUGAAACCAGGUUUAGUUUGAUAUUUUUCCAGCCAGUGAAACUUUUUGGCGGAGAUUUACUGUCAUAUACGCCGAGAACAAAAACUGUGUACGGCCUCUUCGCCUCUCUGGUCAUUUCCUUGAUUUGAUUGUUUUUUGGUUUGACAUGGAAUACUACUUAGUACUGGAUUCAGUAGUGGAAUCUUUGGCCUAAGUUUUCUCAGUUUCGUUUCCAGGGGAAAAAAACAAUCUGGGUUGCAUCCAAAUUCUGACAGUUCACUUUACUCUUUAAGCUUCGUGUCUCACCGUUUUGACCAAUUGAUUUGAACGCUCGCCGGACUUUAGUUGUGUCGUCUUGUGUUUUGUAUCGGUUUGCAUACCAGUGUUCGGAAUCUCUUACCUUUGAACCUUUGAGGCUUCAAUCAUGGCGAAACACGUCUUGCUUUUUGAGCGAAAAGGGUAACUAGAUCCAAUGACGACGUUACCAUUUUGAGAAAUUUUAUUCCAACAUUUCACUGAAUCAGCGCAGGGAAAAGUGAGGUGUGGAGGGGCUUUUACAAAAAGUAUUCGUGUGAAACGGUGAAAAGGGUCUUGUCAUUUGUUGCUCUGCUAGCUCUGAAUGGAACGGUGAGCAUGUCGUUCGUACAUGUCUCGGAAUCCAACAUGGUGGGGGCUGAGUAAUAAUGCUUGUGGUUUUGUUCGUGUCGCUUUACUCAUGUGCUUCCGUCCUUGUAUUGAGAUGGUUCUGAUGGGUUUCAACAAUUGGAUCUGUUGAAGAAAAAGGUUUCUUCGUAAUAGUAUUGUCCAUGAGUCAAGAACAGAAGCGAGGGAAGGAGGAGAAAGGCUCGGAUGGAGCUGAGAAGGUUGUCGUUGCGGUUAAGGCAUCGAAGGAAAUUCCCAAGACAGCUCUGGUGUGGGCCUUGACCCAUGUUGUUCAACCCGGGGACUGUAUUACAUUGCUUGUGGUUGUCCCUUCGCAAAGUUCGGGAAGAAAACUAUGGGCUUUCCCCAGAUUUACCGGGGACUGUGCUGGUGGUCACAGGAAAUCUUAUUCUAUGUCAAGUUCAGAGCAGAACUGUGACAUUACAGAUUCUUUCUCCCAAAUGAUCCUUCAACUUCAUGAUGUUUAUAAUCCGAAUAAGAUAAAUGUCACGAUAAAAAUUGUUUCUGGUUCACCUUGCGGUGCAGUGGCUGCAGAGGCUAAAAGAGCUCAAGCCAGUUGGGUUGUAGUAGACAAACAGCUUAAGCAUGAGGAAAAAAAAUGCAUGGAAGAGUUGCAGUGCAACAUUGUGGUUAUGAAGCGUUCCCAGCCAAAAGUACUUCGCUUGAAUUUGGUUGGAUCACUUCAGAAACAGCCUGAAAUAGCCCGUCCUUCACCUUCUGAGCUGGAUGAAGCAUCUAAAAAACAUUCUAAAAGGAAGAAUGAUUCCUUAAAUUCCAUUAGAGGGCCAGUCGUGACUCCAACUAGUAGUCCAGAGCUAGGGACACCUUUUACAGCCACUGAAGCCGGAACUUCAUCAGUUUCAAGCUCAGAUCCAGGAACUUCACCAUUUUUCAUCUCAGAGAUGAAUGGAGAUCUUAAGAAAGUUGAUUCACUAGUCAUUAAAGAAAACCAAGAUCCUAAUGAUACCAAUUCAGACACAGACAGCGAGCAUUUAUCUUCCUCUUCGUCAAGUUUAAGGUUCCAGCCGUGGAUGGCUGAAUUUCUAAGUUCUAAUCUUCAAUCCUCACAACACAUAGAUGGAAGCUCAAAGAGACAUAUUGAUGAGCCUCAAACAUCAAAAUCCAAAGCUUUACUAGAGAAGUUCUCAAAACUUGAUGGAGAAGCUGAAAUUGGAAUGCUGAACUAUGGAACCGAUAUAGACUUCAGUGGAAAUGUGAGGGAAGCAGUAUCCUUAUCGAGAAAUGCACCUCUUGGCCCCCCUCCAUUGUGUUCUAUAUGUCAACACAAGGCACCUGUGUUUGGAAAACCUCCAAGGUGGUUUAGCUAUGCUGAACUGGAGCUUGCUACUGGUGGAUUUUCACAAGCCAAUUUUUUGGCAGAAGGAGGUUUUGGAUCUGUUCAUAGAGGUGUAUUACCUGAUGGCCAGGCAGUUGCUGUCAAGCAACACAAAUUAGCUAGUUCUCAGGGGGAUCUUGAAUUUUGCUCAGAAGUAGAAGUUCUGAGCUGUGCUCAGCACCGAAAUGUUGUCAUGCUGAUUGGGUUCUGUAUUGAGGACAGAAGAAGGUUGCUGGUUUAUGAAUAUAUAUGCAAUGGGUCACUGGAUUCUCAUCUAUAUGGACGGCAUCAAGAUCCAUUAGAAUGGUCUGCACGGCACAAAAUUGCUGUGGGAGCUGCUCGGGGGCUACGAUAUCUUCAUGAAGAAUGCAGGGUGGGUUGCAUUGUUCACCGUGACAUGCGGCCAAACAACAUCCUCAUCACCCAUGAUUUUGAACCACUGGUUGGGGAUUUUGGCCUGGCAAGGUGGCAGCCUGAUGGAGACACAGGUGUGGAAACUAGAGUAAUUGGAACAUUUGGGUACUUGGCUCCAGAAUAUGCAGAAAGUGGCCAAAUCACAGAAAAAGCCGAUGUUUACUCUUUUGGGGUUGUAUUGGUGGAACUUGUUACAGGAAGAAAAGCUGUGGACCUCUACCGUCCCAAGGGCCAGCAGUGUCUAACGGAAUGGGCACGCCCAUUGUUGGAUGAAUAUGCCAUUGAGGAACUUAUUGAUCCACAAUUGGGGAAUCGCUAUUCAGAAAAUGAGGUGUAUUGCAUGCUGCAUGCUGCAUCUUUAUGCAUACGGCGGGAUCCUCAUUCUAGGCCUCGCAUGUCACAGGUGCUCCGCAUAUUGGAAGGUGACAUGGUCAUGGACCCUAGUUACAUGUCAACACCUGGAUAUGAUGCAGGAAACAGGAGUGGUCGGAUUUUCGCAGAGCAACAACAACAAUAUAGCGGUCACCUAACGAAAGAGCUAGAGGCAAUAGGAGGGCUUAGCGGGAAGCUGUCUCUUGAUAGUCCAAGGCUACCUUACUGGGAGAGGGACAAGGCAAGAAGGACUUCUGCAUGUGAUGAUCAUUCGUAAACAACCUCACCCCUUAAUAACUACUGCCAAGUACUGGCACGCCAAAUUAUGUUUAAUCUCUCUUCUCCUUCUCCUCUCUUAAUUUCUUUGUUUCUUAAUCUUCUGUUUCUGUUUAGUAUUUUCUUCUCCCGUUUAUAUUUUGGUUAUGUACAGAAGGGGUAGUAGGGAAUGUAGCAAGGUCUUGUAAUUCUUUUAGAAAUGAAGAAAAUGGUCUGAAAUGGCCACGUUCAAACUUCA
Molecule: messenger RNA, 3605 nt
Organism: Carya illinoinensis
Lineage: Eukaryota; Viridiplantae; Streptophyta; Magnoliopsida; Fagales; Juglandaceae
Product: inactive protein kinase SELMODRAFT_444075-like
Exons: 10
Coding region: 1113-3368 (751 amino acids)
Biological process (GO): protein phosphorylation
Molecular function (GO): ATP binding; protein kinase activity
Source: RefSeq, a predicted model, not a curated record